Messenger RNA from Pygocentrus nattereri (red-bellied piranha), 1190 nucleotides. It is a transcript of the gene il6, whose product is annotated as interleukin 6 (interferon, beta 2). The record is from RefSeq and is a predicted model, not a curated record. Bases 80 to 766 code for a protein of 228 amino acids. The transcript is spliced from 5 exons. Lineage: Eukaryota; Metazoa; Chordata; Actinopteri; Characiformes; Serrasalmidae. Gene Ontology annotation, biological process: immune response; macrophage differentiation; neutrophil differentiation. Gene Ontology annotation, cellular component: extracellular region. Gene Ontology annotation, molecular function: cytokine activity; interleukin-6 receptor binding.
UUUCGGGCAAGAGCAACAAGAACAAACAGCAAACGGAGAGGCGAGACAUCAGCAAAGCCACGCAGCGCGACUCUCCAGCAUGUCUUCUAUGAAGAAUCUCCAGCUCGUGCUGGCCGUCCUGCUCCCUCUGACCGCCCUCAGUGACCCGCUGCCCGGCUACAGCGCUGCAGGCGACCCGCCCGAAAUUUCAGGAGAGGAGCUGCAGGACUCGGCCGGACCUUUCGAGCACAAGUGGCUCUUUAUCGCGAGGAUCCUGCAUCGAGACAUCAUGAAACUACGCGACGAGCAGUUUCAAAGGGACUUCGGGGAACCAUCAGCGAACAUGACGAAUUACGCCAGUGUGAGGAUCAAGAUGCCUCUCAUCCACCCAUCUGAUGGGUGCUAUUCAAAGAACUUUAGUGCACAAAGAUGCCUGAGGCGGAUUUAUGCAGGUUUAAACACAUACAGAGAAUACCUGAGCAAAGUGGAGAGAGAGAAUCUGACCGCAGCUCAGGUCACUGACAUCAAGCUGCGGACCACCAGCUUACUGAAUAUAAUCAAAGAAAAGGUGGACGACACUCCAAUCCAGCCGCACCCCAUAAGCAAGUUACCUGACGGUUCUGCAUGGACACAGAGGACGGUCACACAUUCCAUUCUGUACAAUUUAGAAGUGUUUCUGAAGGAAACAACCAGGGCAAUCAAUUUCAUCAACAAGAAAUUAGGGAAUCACAUCAAGAAGGAAAUCAAGGAGUCCAAGUGGUCCUCAGAGAAGCACUCACACGAGUAGAGCAUCAUGAAUGUUUUGUUCUUAUAGGAAAAACAACUAAGAAUUAUUUAUUUAUCCCGUCACAUAUUUAUUUAUUUAUUUAGCUAUCUGUCUAUUUAAUAAGGGGGGGGGGGGGGGGGGGGAAUGAGACCAGCAACAGUGUCUUGAUGUGAAAUAAAUUGUUUUAUACUGAAUGUAAUAUCUAUUAAUGUAUAUUUUACAGUAUUUGUACCAACUGAAUGGAAGAUGAUAAAUAGUGGCCUGAGUUACAUUAACUCACAUUUUUAUUCUGCUCAGAAUGAUUCAGAUCAAAUGAGGAUAAAUAAAGUUUUAUUGAGUUCAAAUACCUGUUUGUUUUGUUUUAUGUUCUCAUGAAAACAAACCGAACUUGAGAAAGGAUGCAGCUCACAAAUGAACAAUGAACUUUCAAACAUAUAAAAUAAAA